Thelazia callipaeda (thelaziosis nematode) is the source of this 2013-nucleotide messenger RNA. NCBI's taxonomy places the organism in Eukaryota, Metazoa, Nematoda, Chromadorea, Rhabditida, Thelaziidae. The record is from the annotation of a GenBank genome assembly.
AUGAUAAAGGUGACAUCUGAAGAGUGCUCAAAGAGUGUUACAACUAGCAAAAAGCUGAAACCAAUACCUUUGCAAGAAAACGUCUCAGACGUGCUUGCCAAAAAUUUCGCCUCAUUGUCAUUUGCUGAUAAGCAAUCAUUUGUCGCUGAUAACUUUUCUUCUUGCACCAGAGUCAACAAAAAUGUCAGUCGAAACCUUCAAAGGAUAUCUCCAUCUGACUUUGUCAGUUUGCAAAGAUUGCGUUCUAGCGCUUUGGCGUGCAGAACAAGUACGGCAAAUAAAAUUAGUCGAGAUGAUACCACUCUGAUCGAUGACCUCUUGAAUAACGAUGCUGUUAAGGGAAAUAAGGAGAAAUACAGUAGAAAUAAAUCAAACACUAAAGAUGAGGAGCUUUUUUUAUCGAAGAAAACUUCGAUGCAAGGUUCUUCAAGAUCUAAUAAAAAUGAAGACUGCGACCAAAUGGAAUUGGUUAGAGGAGGAACAAGUGGAAUAUCCAAUUUUAAAUCUGAGGUCUUACUUUCUAGAGGACCUGUUCGAAGUAUGCGUAAUACUACUGUUGGCCAUGCUCCUUACUCAGCAAUAAAUAAUAAUUCUGCUGCGGUUGCGCAUUUUAGCACAAACAUUGAAAAUUACAGUUUAUGCAGAAGGUAUCAACAUAACUUGGAAAAUGCCGCCGUCUCAUCUGUCGUUGACAUCACAUCGGAUUUGACAAACUUCACAUCAAGUAGCUCUACUCCAGAGACCGUCCAGUCGGACUUCGGCUACGGUUCAUCAAGUCCACAGCAGCAGAUCUCACCAAAUUUGGGGCAGAAUACAUCUUGCAGACAUGAGGAUAACACUCAACUUCCUGAGGAUCUUUCGGAUUUCAUUCUUAAAUAUUCUCACGAAUAUACGACUGCUGACCCAUCACCAGAAGGUGAAACAUCAGUGCGAUCUAGGGGCAGCAGCAUAAGCGAUGGUAAUAAUCAAAUGAAUUACGAUAGUCCCUUAUAUCGGAUACUUUGUGAAGAUAUUUGUCUAUCACCACUUUCUGCAAAAAGUGCAUCACAGUGCUCUCCUGUUUUACCACGAACAUCCGCUCAUAUUCCGGUUAUUUUUGAGGAAAGUUCAUUGAAUACCACUAGUCCUUCUAUAAAUUUAUUAAAUUCUGGACCAGUAGUUAUUAAUCAAAGUAGACGUGAACGAUUGACCCAACGACAUGCAAAAAACCGUUUGCGUGCUUUAAUUGCUGACAAUGAAAUGGUGGAAGCCUGGGCAUGGACUUGUAAAUGUAUUCAGGAAUUAAAGGAUGCACUGUGCUAUCAGGAUCCAGAUGGAGACAGCCUUCUACACAUUGUGAUUCUACAUAUGGAUCUUGCCAAAGUGUAUGCACUUGUUGAGCAAAUGUUAAAAUCUGAAGAUGCUCAAACACGACUAGCUUUCGAUUUGCCAAAUCGAGUUCUUGAGACACCUCUUCAUCUGGCUGUACAAAAAAAUAGUGCUGAAUUGGUGGCGUAUCUGGUCGAAGCCGGUGCAAAUCCUAAUCAUCAAACAGCAUCACCUAGUCAACAAACACCAUUACAUUGUGCUUCAUUGAACGGAUUUACCGAAAUCGUUGAGAUCCUUUGUUCAAGUGCGAAAGUUGAUGUUAACUUACAAAACGGAAUGGGACAAACGCCUUUACUGUGUGCUGUUAAGGAGCAUUGUAUGGACUCAAGGAAGAGUAGACUGUAUAUUGAUAACAGGCGAACAAUAAUGUGUCUUUUGAAAUACGGUGCUAAUCCAAUGAGUGUAGAUUUAUAUGGGAACAAUAUUCUUCAUUACGCAGUGAACAGUUUAGAUGCAGAUCUUAUUGAGAUGUUCAAAUCAUCUGUAGAUGAGGAAACUAUUGCAAAAUUGGCAAAUAAAGAAAAUAUUUGUGGAGAAACACCACUGGACAGUUUGCAUUGUGAAGCUGGAACACAAAACGAACGUCUUCGUACCAAUGUUUUCAUAAGCUUGUUACGAUGCGGUGCUACUAUCAAAUCCCACUGA